AUGAACGCCCCAGACCGUUUUGAGCUCUUCCUACUGCCCGAGGGCGAGUCCAAGCUUAAGAUCGAGCCAGAUACGAAGGCCGCAAAUGCUGUGAUCAUCACAUUUGAGAAGGAGGACCACACGCUAGGCAACAUCAUCCGGGCAGAGCUGCUGGAGGAUGAGCGCGUGCUCUUCGCCGCAUACAAAGUGGAGCACCCGCUGUUUGCCCGUUUCCGCAUGCGCAUACAGACAGCAGAGGGCUACGAUCCCAAGGAGGCGCUGAAAAAUGCUUGCAACAGCAUCAUCAACAAGCUGGCGACGCUGAAGUCCAAUUUUGAGACGGAAUGGAAUCUGCAGACGUUGGCGUCUGAGGACCAGUUCCGGCUGUAA
Messenger RNA from Eremothecium gossypii ATCC 10895, 369 nucleotides. RefSeq names its product DNA-directed RNA polymerase II core subunit RPB11 (gene RPB11). Gene Ontology annotation, biological process: transcription by RNA polymerase II. The record is from RefSeq and is marked provisional. The coding region runs from base 1 to 369 and encodes 122 amino acids. Lineage: Eukaryota; Fungi; Ascomycota; Saccharomycetes; Saccharomycetales; Saccharomycetaceae. The transcript has a single exon. Gene Ontology annotation, cellular component: RNA polymerase II, core complex. Gene Ontology annotation, molecular function: protein dimerization activity; DNA binding.